AUGAACUGCGUCAAGGGCGAGAUCCACAAUGUGCUGUCCAUGAUGCGCGUGAACGCGCGCUGGGCGAGCGUGGACCGCUUCACGCAGGAGAUCCCGGCGUCCACGCAGUCGCCCAUGAUGCGCGCCUUCAAGCAGCUGCACUACGAGCUGCAGUCGGUCACGGACCUGGCGGACGUGGACACGGUCACGUACCUGCUGCCCUUCGUGAUGGUCAUCGAGUCGGAGCGCACGAGCGGCUUCAUCACGGGCGCGGCCAUCUCGGCCAUCAACAAGUUCCUGCUCUACGGGCUCAUCACGUGCGAGUCGCUGCGCGCGGACGUCGCCAUCAACCGCAUCGCCGUGUGCGUGUCGCGCUGCCGCUUCGAGGAGACCCAUCGGGCCGACGACGAGGCCGUGCUCAUGAAGCUGCUGGAGCUGGUGGAGUACAGCGUGCGCUGCGACGCCGGCCACCUGAUCUCGGGCGAGAACCUCUGGAAGAUGCUGCAGCUGUGCUACAGCAUCAGGUGCCAGCCGCGGUCCUCCAUGCACUUGUGCAGGUCGGCGGACAACACGCUGUCGCACCUGGUGCUCACGGUGUUCGACCGGAUCGACGAGCUGGAGCCGCAGAGGAAGAACAACGACAACGACAAUGGCAACGAUAACGACAAUGAUGACGCACCCUUGUCGCCGCACAAUGAAGCUAAGAAUAAACCCUACGGGAUUCCGCUGCUGGAGCGGAUCCUGCACUUCAUCUCGGGUCUGAUCUCCCCCACGGAGAACGAGGAGGCGACGUGCGUCCUGGGGCUGAGACUGAUUAACGUCGUCUUGGAGACGGCAGGGACGGGGCUGGGCAAUCACCCGUGCCUGGUGUCGGUGCUGCAGGGAGAUCUGUCCAAGUUCUUGCUGCAGAACUCGGAGACGGAGGAGCUCGGGAUUCUGUCGCUGACGCUGCGGGUGGUGUUCAACCUGUUUAACUCAAUCAAGGACCAUCUCAAGGUGCAACUGGAGGUGUUCUUCACCAGCGUCCACAUGCGCAUCAUCGACUCGCCGUCGUGUUCGGAUGAACAGAAGGAGCUGGCGUUGGAGUCGCUGCUCGAGUUCUGCCGUGAGCCGGCGCUUAUGCUCGACCUGUACAUCAACUACGACUGCGACGUGCACUGCACGAACUUGUUCGAGGUGCUGUGCAAGUCGCUGGCCAAGAACUGCCAGUCCAUGUCCGGAGCCGACGGCAGCUUGAACGCUCUCACGCUGCUGUGUCUCGAGGGUCUUCUGGCUGUUAUCGAGUCCAUCGCUCGACGUUGCCCACUGAACACUCCCGCGAAGACGUCAGGGUCCAGAACGUUCGGAAGCAACUCGGGCGUGUUGAGCCUCAAGGGCUCUGACCUUGCGCGGUUUACGGCUGGAGCUUCCCCUGUCACUGAGAGCUCGUCCGGCGAGUUCCCGAUGGAGGACAUUUCCCCCAUGUCUUCAGUGCGGGAUCUUAUGCACCUCGUGAUGUCAGGAAGUGAGAGCGACUCGGACUCGGAGCAAAGUGAGCCCGACAACGCGGCGGACCAGCUGGCUUGGCUGCACACAGCGCGAGAGCGAACCGCUGAAGUGUUGCAGCAGCGCAAGCAUGCCAAAAAGCGCUACGCAUUGGCCGCUGAAAAGUUCAACAACGACCAGAAGAACUGGAUGGCGUUCUCGCAGCAGAUUGGUCUUCUACCGGAGAAGCUGACCCCAGAAUCCGUUGCGUCUUUCCUGCUGCACACCCCCGGGCUGAACAAGACGCUGAUCGGCGACUAUAUUGGCGAUGGACCUAUUGAGAAGUACCCAUUUAACGCCGCGGUGCGAGACGCAUACGUUGCCAUGUUCGACUUCCGCUCGGCGCCGUCGCUGGAUGAGGCGCUGCGAAUGUUUCUGGCCAAGUUCCGUCUGCCAGGUGAAGCGCAGAAGAUUGACCGCAUGAUGGAAGCGUUCUCGAAACAGUUCUACCUACAAGCAGGUUCGUCUGGGCCACUGGCGGAUGCUGACGCGGCCUAUGUGCUGGCGUUCAGUAUCAUUAUGCUCAACACGGACUUGCACUCGGACCACAUUGCGAAGAAAAUGACCGUGGAGGAGUUCGUUCGCAACAACCGCGGCAUUAACGCGGGCCAAGAUCUGCCGUCGGAGUACCUGACCAACCUGUACUACAACAUCUUGGAGAAGGAGAUCCAGAUGCAGCACGAUGUGUCAGACUUCAUGGAGUCCCCAUCCUCGACCGUCGACCGGUAUUCCAUGCAGUGGGACGGCGUGCUCAAGCGCUCGGAGAACCUUCGCGCCGGUCUGUACGAGAAGGACAUGUUCAACCUGAUUUCCGAGAGCACCAUUAAGAGCAUCCUGCUGGCCUUUGAGAAGACGUGCGACUUGAACAACAUGGAGCGUUCGCUCGAAGGACUGAGCAACUGUGCCAAGAUCAUGCUCUACUACGACAUGGCUGAUGAGUUCAACAAGAUCAUGGGAGCCCUGUCGUCGUACUUCCUCACGUUCGCUCACGGAAUUUUGAGCGGUGAGAAGGUGUACCAUGGAUCAGCGGAGACUAUCGGAGAACGAAUUGUUCGCCGUCAAGACGAUGGCUCGGAAAUUGAAGUCCUGGCAGCCCCGCAACAACCGGGUGGAUCAAUCGAUGAGGAUCUGGUGCAAGGUGCCAAGACACGUCGUGCUCUGCUGUCACUAAAAUUGCUGUUCCAGUUUGUUCAGAACAAGAGCGAGUACUUCCGCAAGGGCUGGGCCAACGUGGUGGAGUGCAUGCUAAUGUUCAACGAGCUGGAUGCGGUUCCUACCUCGUUGGUAGAGAUCGACGAUUUCGUGGACUCUCGCGGUGUGCCGUUGCCGCCCAUGCAGGGAGGUGCUACGACUCACACACCGUCACCGCCUAAGUUGUCCCCAGGUCGUGGUCAGGGCGGAGCGGGUCUUUCGGGUAAGACUCGUGAGCGUUCUCGUCGACAGGCAGAGCGCCAAGCUGCCAUUCGCAGUCGCAUGAAGAGCAUGACACAAGCCAACAAUGGUGCAUCGUACGGAAGCCAUGGUCAGAGCGCGAAUAGCGGAUCCCUGUGGAACUCUCUAUCAUACUAUCUCUGGGCUGAGGAGGAGAAGGUUGACGAAAGCUUCUCGCUCGUCAAUCAGAUGCUCCGCGACGAGGUGCUGAAGCUCGGCGGUGGAAUUCUCGAGAAGGAAAACUGGCUGCGCUUGACGCGUAAACUACAGGAGAAUUCGCUGACGAGUCUGCUGGAGACAUUGAUUUCAUGCCGUGACCCCUUCAAGUGCAUCAUGCAGCCGUCGGACUCGGGCGUGGACGCAAUGAUGCAGGAGAAUGCCAUUCUGGUGCUGGAGAUGAGUGUGGACAUUAUCUUGGUCAACGCGCAGCGGAUCUUGGCGCUGAACCUGUGGGACUCGUUCCACUUGUACGCGAAGCGCAUCCUCUCAACACCGUUGAAUGAACUGCACAUGCAGGGACUCGUUGAGCGCGUGGUUGUGCAUAUCUUGCGCGUGAGCAUCCGCCUGUUCCACGACGAGAAGGUCCGACCGAAGCUGGUGGCGACCAUCGAGCUGCUAUUGACGAUGGACAGGGAGAUGUACAAGGCGCUGAGUGACCGGUUGGCGUCAGGAAUGACGAUGCUGCUCAAGGCGAAUCUCGUGUACAUGCACGACUUUGACGACUGGGCGGUGCUCCUGGGUAUUCUGGAGAACGUGGUCGAAUACAUCAACAGCCGGUCGGCCUGCUGGGAAAGCGUCAUGGUGCUCGCUGAAGGAGGACACUUGAACGACGACAACUUCGCGCCGUGGAUGUCUCUGUGCUGCGCGUUUGUGCGCCACCGGACGUCUUACGCUGUGGACGCGUUGAAGCUGCUGCAAGGACUGGCCAACAGUGACAACACGUACAAGAUGAACGGCAGCUCGUGGCUGCAAGUGAUGCGCGUGAUGCUCAAGUACCUGGAUGACGACCGACCGCCGGUGGCGAAGACCGCUUGGGACUGUCUCCGCAACUCGCUGCUGUUGCCUGGAGUGCCGAUCGCCAAGGACACGUGGAAGCAGUGCUUCGACGAGAUCAUCUUUGCGUUCGAUGACCAGGUCAAUGAUGGCGCUGUGAGGAAAGCGCGCGAAGCUCCGCUUUACAGCGUCACGCUGCUGUCCAAGACGUUUCUUCACAACCUCAACGUGCUGAUGGAGCUGCAGGACUUCCCCGACCUGUGGCUGAAGGUUCUGCGUCGACUGGCCAACAAGCUCGUGCCCUCCAGCUCCUCCACGAUGCGGUCGCAGCAGUCGAGCGUCGUGUUCGAGACGACGCUGCAGUCGCUGUACAACCUGCUGCUGGUGUUGAAGGCCGAAGACAUCCUCGAGCGCGCGAGCACCGAGAACAGUAGCCAGACGCUGUUCGACGAGACGUGCGCAGUGAUCGACGCCGUGUGUCCGCAGCUGAAGGAGCAGCUCGGGCUGUUGCCACAAGAAGUCGCGAUCGAGGCCGGGCCAAUCCAGUCGCCCGUACCGGUACCAAGUGGACCUCCGUCGUCCACGACGACGCUCGAGACCGUCAUCAUCGGCGACGGCACGUUCGGCAUCAAGGUGGACGAGGUCAUCGUGGACGAGAUCACCGAGGCUGUGUAA
Molecule: messenger RNA, 4602 nt
Organism: Phytophthora sojae
Lineage: Eukaryota; Oomycota; Peronosporomycetes; Peronosporales; Peronosporaceae
Exons: 5
Coding region: 1-4602 (1533 amino acids)
Biological process (GO): regulation of ARF protein signal transduction
Molecular function (GO): guanyl-nucleotide exchange factor activity
Source: RefSeq, a predicted model, not a curated record